AUGGCCGAUCAAUUAACUGAAGAACAAAUUGCUGAAUUUAAAGAAGCAUUUUCACUUUUUGAUAAAGAUGGAGAUGGAACAAUUACAACUAAAGAAUUAGGUACGGUUAUGCGUAGUUUGGGACAAAAUCCAACUGAGGCUGAAUUACAAGAUAUGAUUAAUGAAGUAGAUGCUGAUGGUAAUGGAACAAUUGAUUUUCCUGAAUUUUUAACAAUGAUGGCUCGAAAAAUGAAAGAUACUGAUAGUGAAGAAGAAAUUCGUGAAGCAUUCCGUGUAUUUGACAAAGAUGGAAAUGGAUUUAUAUCAGCAGCUGAACUUCGCCAUGUGAUGACAAAUUUGGGUGAAAAAUUGACGGAUGAAGAAGUUGAUGAGAUGAUUCGUGAAGCAGAUAUUGAUGGAGAUGGUCAAGUUAACUAUGAAGAAUUCGUUACAAUGAUGACCUCAAAAUAA
Messenger RNA from Rotaria sp. Silwood1, 450 nucleotides. The record is from the annotation of a GenBank genome assembly. NCBI's taxonomy places the organism in Eukaryota, Metazoa, Rotifera, Eurotatoria, Philodinida, Philodinidae.